Dipodomys spectabilis (banner-tailed kangaroo rat) is the source of this 591-nucleotide messenger RNA. RefSeq names its product acyl-CoA thioesterase 13 (gene Acot13). The record is from RefSeq and is a predicted model, not a curated record. Lineage: Eukaryota; Metazoa; Chordata; Mammalia; Rodentia; Heteromyidae. The annotation marks the transcript as partial. Gene Ontology annotation, molecular function: fatty acyl-CoA hydrolase activity. The transcript is spliced from 3 exons.
CCCUCUACGCCCUUCUUCUUCCCGCGAACGGCGCAGGUGAAGUUCAUUCCCUCCCGGAGCCCGGACGCUUGCAGUCCGUCCACCAUGGCACAGAAUAUACGGGAACUUCUGAAGGUCAUGAUGAAAUCUCCCGGCUUUGAUAGAGUUUUGGAAAAGGUGACUGUUGUCUCUGCUGCUCCUGAAAAACUAGUUUGUGAAAUGAAAGUAGAAGAACAGCACACUAAUAAGCUUGGUACUCUCCACGGUGGUCUGACAGCAACCUUAAUAGAUUCCAUAUCAACCAUGGCUCUGAUGUGCACGGAAAGAGGAGCACCAGGAGUCAGUGUUGACAUGAACAUAACGUACAUGUCACCUGCUAAAAUAGGAGAAGAAGUAGUGAUUACAGCACAUAUUCUGAAGCAAGGAAGAACACUUGCAUUUGCCUCUGUAGAUUUGACUAACAAGGCCACAGGAAAACUAAUAGCACAAGGCCGACAUACAAAACACCUGGGAAACUGAGAAAAACAGCAGAAUGACUUAAAGUGAACAUUAAGUACAAAUUUUGAACAAGUUUAAAAAUAAAAGAACAAAAAUAUUUUCUUGGGCUGGGAA